UAUCAAAAUAAAAUCUGGCAGCUCUGAUUUUAAUCGCCUUGCGCAGAAUUAGGGCGCCUCACGGUAGUUUUUUUAAUUUUGUCGGCGAAAUGUCUGCAGUUGUUUUGAGUAAAAAACACCAUCCUAGCUUAUCGCUAGAAUCCAUUAAGUCGUUGAAUAAAAAUCGUAUUCACACGGUUCUUGAGUUUGCACAAACAGACGAUGAUCGUUUGCUGCAAAUUACAAAUCUCGAUGCUGAGGAAAUUUCCGCGAUUAAAGCCACCCUAGUGGACUAUUAUUCUGGAUACAAUGUUUCGGUUCGGGACUAUUUCCGAUAUCUCACCGACGUUGUUCAACCCAUCAACACCGGCAUAAGAGGUUUGGAUUUGCUGCUUGAAGGUGGUCUAUUACCAGGACAUUUACUGGAAAUUUGCGGAGAAUCUGGUGCUGGAAAAACUCAACUUUGCACGUCACUCGCUGUGAAUGUUGCCAAACGGCACAAGGUGGAGAUCCUGUAUGCCGAUUGUAAAUGUGAUUUUUCAGCAAAUAGAGUACACCAGAUGUUAACAGCGAUUAGCUGUACGGAACAGGAAAUCCACGAUAUCAUGUGUAAAAUUAAAGUGCAACGAUUUUUUUCAGCAGAGAGUCUAGUGGAAGCAAUGGAAAAUUUCAGAGCUCUCAUUGACAAUCACGAUACAUUCAAGGUGCUUAUCAUAGAUUCGCUGCCCGCGUUGUGGUAUUUGUAUCAAAAUUCAAAAAGUAACUGCUAUCCGCUGGGGUUGUUAACCCGGUUGAUCGGUAUUCUAAGGAAACUUGCUACGGAAAACUUUCUAUGCGUAGUUGUUGUCAAUCUUUUGAUUCCAUCAGCAGAAUUAGCAUCUAAACCAAAUAAUCUCCGACGAUCAACCCAAAAUGUAGUAGAAAAUAGUUCAUAUCCGGCGUUGGGUAAAUUUUGGGAAACUGUUCCAACGACAAGAAUUGUAAUUAGUAAGCUAGAGGGAAACACCAUUGGGCCCGAGAGAUUGUUAACAAUUUGGAAGUGUAACUAUUUGAAAACCGGUGAUCGACAAAUUGUAACCAUUACAGAUGUUGGAACUAGUUGAAUGAGAAUAGUUUUUGAACUUGGAUUAGUUUGACCAGGAGCUUACUGUUACUCGCUAUGUAUGUUUCUUUGUUUUAACAAAGACUACUAAAGAGCUUUUUAUUGCAUUUUAAACUUAGUAUAUUCAAGUUUAUACAUUAAGUUCUAUUUAAAAAUAAAAUUUACUUCCUGAUACAA
Wyeomyia smithii (pitcher-plant mosquito) is the source of this 1258-nucleotide messenger RNA. RefSeq names its product DNA repair protein RAD51 homolog 4 (gene Rad51D). Gene Ontology annotation, biological process: DNA strand invasion; telomere maintenance; reciprocal meiotic recombination. Bases 90 to 1082 code for a protein of 330 amino acids. Gene Ontology annotation, molecular function: ATP hydrolysis activity; ATP binding; single-stranded DNA binding. The record is from RefSeq and is a predicted model, not a curated record. Gene Ontology annotation, cellular component: centrosome; Rad51B-Rad51C-Rad51D-XRCC2 complex; replication fork. The transcript has a single exon. NCBI's taxonomy places the organism in Eukaryota, Metazoa, Arthropoda, Insecta, Diptera, Culicidae.